AUGCAUCCGACAUACCGUCGAGAGGAGAGAGAGCUUCCCGAGGACGACGUUAGGCGAGCGCAUAUGGGUGGCGGUUCACACGGACGCAAGGCGCUUGCGAAUCGAAGCUACUGGAUCGGCUUACGGCGCCACGCCAUCGAUUCCGAAGCCGGCUCUUUUUGGUUGCCAGAUCCGCUUCCGGGAUUGAUGGAUGGAGAAGCUGCCGAGAAGGCGAGACAAGCGAAGGGGCGCAAUAGCGCUUUGUUGCGCAAGUGCAGCGCCAUCGGGAGAAGGGGUGUGGCGCUACGGGAUCUGGACCAGGCUGCGUCGGAGGGAUGGCCCCCCUUCGCCCGCCACUUUGAGCUAGUGGCCGCGGGCAUGGGAGAGAAUGCAAAACAGGCGACGCUCGAUAGCAAGCAGCACGCAUCGCUUGGGAAGUGCACUGCAUCUUGGCUCUUGCGCCACAGUUCUCCUGCGGUCACACUUGCGACGGCCAAGAGCGUCGUUGCAGAGAAGAAGACACGGGCGGGCACGAGCCGGGACUCUUCCCUUGAAGUUCCCCUCGAGGAACCGCUGCCGUGCACCCCGCGCUCUCUCUUCUCCUCCUCCUCCGGGGGCGGAUUGGGUUCCAUCGGCGAGCAAGCCCUGUUCGACGCUCGCAGCCUCGAACCGCUUCAUGCCCGCACCUGCAUCUCCAUGCGCCCAGUGGGAACGCCAGACGCGCUCCGCCGUGCAAGUCGCAUGGCCGCCCAGAACGCCCCCGUCGGUCCCCUCGAGAGCAGCUCCCCUUCGCCUAUCGACGCGCUGCCACGCCGCUUCAUUCGAGGGGGCUCGCUCGACCAUCGCCCUCGUCGCAUCACAUUGUUCAAGAUGGCGGACCUCAUGCCCACCUUCCCCGCCAUGGACCUCUCGCUGGGUUGCAUGUACAUCGGCGUCAUGCUCAACGUCUGGCUCUUCGGUUUCUCGAUUGUGCAGGCGUACAUCUACUAUGUGCACUUUAAGAGCGACAAGCCCUUUAUGCGUUACUUUGUGCUCUUCCUCGUGGUCGCCGACACGGUCAAUGCCGUAUUCGACCAGGUGUUCAUGUACCAGUAUCUGGUUUCCAACUUUGGCAACCUCACCUACGCCGCCAAGAGCAACCGCGCCUUUGCCGCCGACCCCGUCAUGACGGGCAUCAUUGCCUUUUCCACCCAGCUCUUCUUCGCCUGGCGCGUGUACAAGCUCAUGCACUCCAAGAUCAUGCCCGCCUUCAUCUGCGUCGGUGCGGCCGUGUCGCUGCUCAGCGCCAUUGGCACCACCAUCGGCGUCGAGAUCGUACUCUUCUUCCAGGAAUUCCAAAAGUUCCAGGUGGUCGUCAUCCUCUGGCUCGGAUUCGCCGCGCUCACCGACGUGCUCAUCACGGGCUCGCUCGUCUUUACGCUCAACAAGUCGCGCACCGGAUUCGCCGCCACCGACGACGUCAUCACCAAGCUCAUCCGCAUGACGCUCCAGACGGGUGCGCUCACCACGCUGUUCGCCAUUAUCGACCUCAUUCUCUUCCUCGCAUCGACGACGACGCUCCACCUCGUCUUCAACCUGCCGCUCGCCAAGCUCUACGUCAACUCGCUGCUCUCUACGCUCAACGCACGCGUGACGAUUGGCGCCGGCGCGCAGCAGUACACCAUGGAGGGUUCGGUGAGCGACAAUGCGCGUCGCGGCAUUUCGACGCGCACCAAGCGAUCCAACGUCUUCCGUCCCGGUGGCAACAAGCAGCCCACGAUCAUCCGCACGCACGCCUCGCAGCACGACGUCGAGGAAGGCCUCGCCGAGUACAACAGCCAGGAGCAGUUUGAGACGGGCAUCCACAUCAAGACCAUCGAGGAGACCUUCGAGGAGCGCCACGACGUCGACGGCAUGGGCGGCUUUGACUCGAGCUCGCACAACGACUCGCUCCCCGCGCUCGAAAAGAGCCGACACGACCACGACUCGCUCUAG
This is a messenger RNA of Moesziomyces antarcticus, 1953 nucleotides long. RefSeq lists its product as uncharacterized. NCBI's taxonomy places the organism in Eukaryota, Fungi, Basidiomycota, Ustilaginomycetes, Ustilaginales, Ustilaginaceae. The transcript has 5 exons. The coding region runs from base 1 to 1953 and encodes 650 amino acids. The record is from RefSeq and is a predicted model, not a curated record.